AUGAAAUUGACUGCUUCGGGGUUUUGUCCCUUAACUCCACAAAUGCAAGCACUUAUAGCUGAGGUAGACAAACCCAAGAUGGGGGGACAAAAAGGUUCGAAGAUGGGAGAAAAGAAAACAACUGAUAAGGAAGGUCCUUCAGCAACUGUGAAAUCAACUACAAAGCGAAAGACUAAAACCGUUCCUUCUACUUCUUCUCCUAAAAAGCGAAAGCAACCUGCUCGGAAACGCAAGUCCCCCACUCCAAGCGAAAGUGAAAGUUUGGAGUCUGAAUCUCAAUCAGUUGAUCGUAAUGAACAAGAACCACCAAUUCGGAAUGAGGAGGAAGAGUCUGCUCGCAACAAAGAUGCUACAUCUAAUCCUGAGGUAACUCCUAUUUACAACGAUAUCUUUAUAUCUCCUCCUUGUUCUCCUAAACACACUACAAUACCAAUUACCAUUGCACCAUUCCCUCAUCCCGUUUCAAAUAAACCUCAAAGCACCAUUCCCUUAUCUACACCUUUAUACACUGAUUCCACUGUUCCUCCAAAAACUUCUAGAGAACCUGUUGUUUCAGUCAACACAUCUGAUGCGGGGGCUAAAACUUCAGGCUUCACAUCGUCUCAUAUUUCUCCACCCAUUUCCCCAAUAUAUCGAGCUGAUCCUGAUAUGAUAUAUGGAGAUGAUGAAGAUGAUUUAGCAGGGUUUACUUUCAGUCUAAUCACUAUUCGGGCUGCUAGUGAUGAUGAAGCUUCAAUUACGAAGGGGCAACUAAAAGCCAUCAAUGAAAAGCUUGACUCUCUACUACAGGCUUGCAAACCAUCUUCUUCUGAUGAGUACUCCCAAGCCUCAGUAAAGUAUAUCCUUGAAAUCCUUACCAAGGAGCAUUCAUAUAAUCGUGAAAAGAUGAACAAGGUUGUGGAUGCCUCUACCUCAGUUUGCAAGGAAACGACCAAAAAAGUCGAUAAACUAAUUUCUUAUGCCAUUGCGUUCAUGAAAACCUUCCAGUCAUCUUUUGAGACUAAUACAACGGGUGCUAAUGAAGAAAUUGCAAAUGUUGGCUCGUCUCUUAAGAUUGAACGAUCAAAACUUCAAGAAGUCCAAACUGGAAUCACCUCUGAUCACAAAGCAUUCAAAUCCUCCAUCUCCUCAUAA
This is a messenger RNA of Lactuca saligna, 1134 nucleotides long. The record is from the annotation of a GenBank genome assembly. NCBI's taxonomy places the organism in Eukaryota, Viridiplantae, Streptophyta, Magnoliopsida, Asterales, Asteraceae.